Messenger RNA from Penicillium brasilianum, 2006 nucleotides. The record is from the annotation of a GenBank genome assembly. Lineage: Eukaryota; Fungi; Ascomycota; Eurotiomycetes; Eurotiales; Aspergillaceae.
CCCGAUGAACAAAAUCUCCGAUCAAUUUCUCCCAUUUCUAUUGCAACGGUGUUCUCUAGUUACUCAAUUUUGAAUUGCAGGCUAACAUCCUGUCAGUCCUCCUUAAGAUACCUGAAACCCCCGAAAACGACCGCGCAGACGACUGACACGGCGAAAUGAAGUCUGGCUCUGCCUCGAAAGUAGUCGUCUUAUACUGGCAUCGGACCGACCUUCGACUCCAUGACUCGCCAGCUCUACACGCUGCAUUAGCCUUGAAGCCAUCAGUGUUUAUCCCCGUCUGGACUUGGGAUCCUCACUACGUGUACAGAGCACGAGUCGGGCCGAAUAGAUGGAGGUUCCUCCUAGAAUGUCAAACCGACCUAUCUAAGUCAUACACCAAGCUCAACCCGAAGCAAAAGCUCUGGCUUGUCCGUGAAGCUCCACAGACAGUCCUUCCCAAGCUCUGGAAAAAAUGGGGAAUCACCCACCUCGUCUUCGAGAAGGAUACCGACCCUUAUGCUCGGGAGCGCGAUGAAGCCAUUGUCCGAUUAGCGGAAGAUGCUGGCGUUGAGGUUAUUGUGAGAAUGGGUCGCAAUCUGUUUGAUCCUGAUGAUUUGGUCCGGAAGAAUGGAGGGAAAGCGACUAUGAGCAUGACUCAUACUGAAAAGGCUGCUGAGAAGAUCAAUGGCGGACAGCCGGAUCGACCCGUGGAGACGCCGAAGAGUGUUCCAGAUCCUUGGGAGAAAGACAGGAUGGAUCUCAGUGAUCUUGAGCACGAGAUCGCAAAUCCAACACCCGACUUGAACGCAGAUCAUCGCGGGACAAAGGACAAACAGUAUACUCAAAUCAUGGGUCCGAAUAACGACUUUGGCGUGCCGACAAUGGAGGAGAUCGGCAUCGAUCCCUCUCUGGCCACGACCCCUCAUCGAGGUGGAGAAUCCGUAGCGUUGAAGAUGCUGGCCGACUUGAUCGCAGACGAAGAGUACAUUGGUACAUUUGAGAAACCCAAGUCCUCUCCGGCUGCAUUCGAACCUCAAUCUACUACUCUCCUCUCUCCACACCUACACUUUGGCUCCCUUUCCAUCCGAAAGUACUGGUGGGAUGUGCAAGAUGUGAUGACCAAGCGCAGAAAAGCAAAGAAGCCGAACGCUUCAGUCCCAGUUAAUUUGCCCGGUCAACUGCUCUUCCGUGAUAUGUACUUUGCGGCGCAAGCAGCGAUCGGGGCACCAUUCGCGCGAAUACACGGUAAUAAAGUCGCCCGAUUUAUCGACUGGCACUUGCAAUCAAAGCCGCUUGGGACCGCGGAGAAACACGAGGAUGCCAUGGAGGAGGACGGGGCUCUACCCGCUCGCGACUAUGAAGUUGACUCCCCGGAAGCCGAGGAGUGGUUUCAGCGGUGGAAAGCAGGUCGUACAGGUUUCCCUUGGAUUGACGCGUUGAUGCGUCAGCUCAGAUCAGAGGGCUGGAUCCACCAUCUGGGUCGCCAUAGCGUCGCCUGUUUCUUGACUCGCGGCGGGUGCUAUGUCAGUUGGGAACGAGGUGCAGAAGUGUUCGAGGAACUAUUAAUUGACCACGAAGCAGCCUCGAACGCGGGGAACUGGAUGUGGCUCUCUUGCACGGCCUUUUUCGCACAAUUCUACCGUUGCUACUCACCCAUCGCAUUCGGGAAGAAGUGGGACCCCAAUGGCGACUUUGUUCGACGCUACGUACCCGAACUGGCCAAGUUCGACAAGAAGUUCAUCUACGAGCCUUGGAAGGCGCCGAUCGCCGAUCAGAAAAAGUGGGGGUGUCGGGUUACGAAUGACGACAGUGCCGCGGGCGGCCAGUCGUAUCCGAAGCCGAUGUUUGAUUUUGACAAGAGGAGGCAGAUUUGUUUGGAUAAUAUGAAGCACGCUUAUGAUGUGGGAUUACAUGGGAAUGACGAAAAGGUCUUGGACGGCUCGUGGGGGAAGUUGUUUGGUGAGAAUGGGGGAGGGGAGGAGCCGAAAAAGAAGAAGCAGAAGACCGAACCGGAAGAUGAAGAGUGA